CAUGAAGCAACGAUAUUUUUCAUAUCAAAGCUAGCUUAAAAUUGCACCCAAAGAAAUCUCCAAUUUGAGGAAAACAAACACAUCAACAACAUGGCUAAUUGGUCUGCCGAAAAUGCCAAGAAAGCUUAUCUCCAAGCACUGAAAAUGGCCAAAAGAGGUAAAGAACCUGAUGUAGCUGAGUUCAUAUCUGCUAUAGCAGCAGGCAACAAUGCACAACUCAUGAUGGUGUCCAGUGCCGGCGUGGCCGGUUCGGCCACGCUUGCUCUGGCUGCAGCUGCUCACCAAACUAAUGGCCGUGUGGUGUGCAUUUGUUGUGAUCAAAUCGAGUCAGAUGCAUCAAGAAAAGCUCUAGGAGUUCAUGGAGAUCGUGUUGAGUUCGUUGUAGGUGAUGUGAAAACCCUUCUGCUAGGGGAAUACAAAGGAGCUGAUUUUGUGCUUGUAGAUUGUGACAUCACCAACGCAAAGGAAGUUUUUCUAGCAGCAUUUAAAGGUGCCAACAAAAAUGGGGCAAUUGUGGUUGGAUAUAAUGUUAAGCAUAAGGUCUCAAGGUGGAGACAACUUAAAGCAUCAUUUUUACCCAUUGGAGAAGGGUUGUUGGUGGCCAAAAUAGAUCCCAAUAUUGUGAAGGUUAAUGAUGACAAGGUUGUACAAAGGAAGAGUCGUUGGAUUGUUCAGGUGGACAAAUGCACAGGAGAAGAACAUAUUUUUAGGGUCACCUCUCCUGAUAGGGAAAUGCAGAUUGAAGUUUAAGGCUACAAAUUGACAUAGAUUUUGUUUUUGAAUAAUAUGAAAUGAUUAAUUGAAGUGUACGCAUAAUAGAUCUCAUGGUCUGAAGGUUACCUCUUAGGAAUGUAAAGUAGAACAGGAGCUGUUUGCUUUUGCUAUUCAGUGGUCUUUUAUUUGCAUGUGUUUUAGUGUAUAUUUGUGUAAAGCAGUUGUCCUGUUAAUUUUUUUUCACAGGCCAAAGAAGCUAUGAAAGUAAAACAGGAUGAGUAAAAUUUGGUUUAGCAUGGUUA
Molecule: messenger RNA, 1016 nt
Organism: Glycine soja
Lineage: Eukaryota; Viridiplantae; Streptophyta; Magnoliopsida; Fabales; Fabaceae
Exons: 2
Coding region: 91-750 (219 amino acids)
Source: RefSeq, a predicted model, not a curated record